Miscanthus lutarioriparius is the source of this 945-nucleotide messenger RNA. The record is from the annotation of a GenBank genome assembly. NCBI's taxonomy places the organism in Eukaryota, Viridiplantae, Streptophyta, Magnoliopsida, Poales, Poaceae.
AUGGAAUCCACUGCUGCAUGGGCGGGACCUUACGAGCUUCAGCUGGCGAAGAACUGGACCGCACAGCACCAUGAUCCAGAUCCUACGGAGACCUAUAUGAAUAGCCCUGAGAAGCUGUUCCAGGAAAGACAGAAGGAGUUCAUGGAUGAUGCCAAAUUGAUGAAAACGAAGAUGCAUAGGUACCCUCCAAGCAUUCAAGCUCUCGGCGAUUGGUGUACUAUGCCCAAGGUCGUGGCCAUCGGCCCUUACUACCACCCCGAAGGCCACCUUCAGAAGGCGGAGAAGAUGAAGCAUGUGGCUGCGCAGUACUGCAUCCAGGAGUACAAAAAGGUCAACAACGACAAUUCCGGCCUCUCGGUCCGGGACAUGUAUGACGCGGUGGUCUCCGUCGCCGCGAAAAUCGAUGCCCGCGCCCUCAACGACAAGGACGUGAUGGCAGCCAACAAAACAACGAAGCUCCCAGACAUGGGCCUCGCCAGGAAGUGGAUCAUCUUCGCCGAGCUCUCCAUGGCGCCGCUGUCUCUCAACGAUGCACGUGCAAGCUGGCUCGUCAACAUGGCGGCUCUCGAGAUAUGCACGACUCCAAAUUUUUUGAAUGCCAAGGCGGAAGACUCUGCUGUCUGCUCGUACCUCCUCCUCCUGUGCAUGUUGAUGCAUCGGGAGAAGGACGUGCAUGAGCUGCGAACCAAGGGUAUCCUGCAAGGAGGAGCAGGGCUCAAAAACAAGACGACACUCGACUUCUUCACCAGCCUGCAGAGCCUGCGCAAAGGACGCUGCUAUGCCGACGUCAUUGUAGAGAUCCAUAUUUACAGGAACAAGAGGCCGUGGAUCAAGGUGUACGCGUUUCUUUACAACAACUGCAAGUACAUCGUCGCGGUUGUCUCCGCCUUUGGUGGAUUUAUCGGUAUCAUAACGGCGCUCAUGAGACUCAAGGGCGCCCAUUGA